Messenger RNA from Trichoplax adhaerens, 1504 nucleotides. RefSeq lists its product as hypothetical. The record is from RefSeq and is a predicted model, not a curated record. Gene Ontology annotation, biological process: L-serine biosynthetic process. The transcript has 11 exons. NCBI's taxonomy places the organism in Eukaryota, Metazoa, Placozoa, Uniplacotomia, Trichoplacea, Trichoplacidae. Gene Ontology annotation, molecular function: O-phospho-L-serine:2-oxoglutarate transaminase activity; pyridoxal phosphate binding. Gene Ontology annotation, cellular component: cytoplasm. The coding region runs from base 1 to 1104 and encodes 367 amino acids.
AUGUCGAAUACUAAGGUUAUCAAUUUUGCUCCUGGUCCAGCCAAAAUACCUGAAGAGGUCUUAAAGAAGGCUCAAGAAGAACUCGUUGAUUUUGGUGGCACCGGUGUGAGCGUCAUGGAACUAAGCCACAGAUCUGCUGACUUUGCGAAGGUUAUCAAUGAAGCUGAACAGAAUUUAAGACAGUUGCUUAACAUCCCAGAUAAUUACAAAGUCCUGUUCAUGCAAGGAGGUGGCACAGGUCAAUUUGCAUCUGUUCCAUUGAACUUAAUGAAGGAAGGAGGUUGUGCAGACUACGUUGUCACUGGUAGUUGGUCUGCAAAGGCUGCUAUUGAAGCCGAAAAGUUCGGUACUGUGAAUCGUGUGAUCCCCAAGACUAAAAAGUAUUCUGGUAUUCCUAACUUUUCUGAAUGGAAUUUGAACCCUGAGGCUUCCUAUGUCUAUAUCUGCGCUAAUGAGACUAUUCACGGUGUCGAAUACCAUGAUAUUCCUGACACCAAGGGUGUACCACUUGUAUGUGACAUGUCGUCGAAUAUUCUCUCAAAAGAAAUUGAUGUUUCCAAGUUCGGACUGAUUUAUGCUGGAGCGCAAAAAAAUGUUGGAUGUGCUGGCGUCACCAUUGUUAUCGUUCGUGAGGAUUUGAUUGGAAAUGCACGUUCCUAUUGCCCUAUUGUUAUGGAUUAUAAAGUUACGGCUGGAAUGAAUUCACUUUAUAACACUCCUCCAACUUACAGUAUCUACAUUAUGGGCAUGGUAUUCCAAUGGAUUGUAUCGAAGGGUGGAGCCAAAGCCAUGAGUGAAAGAAGUGCAUUGAAGGCUAGCAAGGUUUACAAUGUCAUUGACAAUUCGGAUGGGUUUUACGUAGCACCUGUUUGUAAGAAAGAUCGCUCUAGGAUGAAUGUUCCAUUUAGGAUUGGAUCUGAGAAUGGCGAUGACGAAUUAGAAAAGAAGUUCCUAAAAGAAGCCGGCGAGCGUAAAUUUAUGCAUCUCAAAGGACACCGUUCUGUUGGUGGUAUCAGAGCAUCGCUGUACAAUGCGGUAUCUGUGGAAGAAACGGAACAACUGGUCGACUUUAUGAAGCAAUUUCAACAAAAAUAUCGUAAAUAAAGGAAACUAUCGAAUCCUAAAGAGAUUACAAUGCAUAUAUAACCUAACGUGAAUCGCACUUAUUUGACAAUAUUGUACGGUUUCUGUACGAGUUUAUAUAUUACUUAUAUAUAUUUAACUGUUUGCCCUGGAACUACCGAGGCUUCAGCUUUGACGAUUUUGAAUUAGCUUUUAAAGAUUGAAGACACAUCUAUGUAUUUUAUUCAUUUAGUUGAACAUUAUAUAACAAGAAAUAGCACUGUAAAUCUCAUAAUUACAGAUUAAUGUAAUUAUUUGUAGUUAUUAUUUAUGAGUGCUUUACUAGACAAUUGCAAAAACCCCAUUUCAUGUAUUUCAUUAACGCAAAUAAGUAAAUAUAGCGCUUAAAAACUUAUUAAUAAAGAAAGUUGUGACUUCGAAA